Ostertagia ostertagi is the source of this 333-nucleotide messenger RNA. Lineage: Eukaryota; Metazoa; Nematoda; Chromadorea; Rhabditida; Trichostrongylidae. The record is from the annotation of a GenBank genome assembly.
AUGAGCUGCUUGAACAAGACAUGGAGCAGUUUGGCAGGAACUUAUGGGAAGGAACAUGUGUUAAAGGUCUGCCGCGAGCGAGAUGAGCUGCGAAUGCUUCGUCGAAGCGACAAAGAGCAAAUGCGAAAGUUGUGCGAGGACGAAUUCCGGUCGGAAUUAACCAUUAUUCUGAAAUGGGCAAUGCCUGACGACGUGGUGACGUAUGAGAAUUGCUUCCAAAUGAAGGACAAACUCCUUGGUAUGCUGAACGCGGAUCCAGAAGAAAGUGAGGAAUCCUCACAACAGUCAGAGGUGUUUGCACCGGAAUCUCCUCGUGCUGAUUCUCUGACGGAG